UCGCGUGCCUCUCAUCCCCCUCCUUCCUUCGAUGUUGAUAAGGCCAAAGGGCCCAAACGACGUCUUGUUUCCGCUUCGCGGUCCCCCUCGGUAAAACGCCGCCGUCGUAAUCCGUUAGAUGGCACCGUCUUGCCCUGGCCGGUCUCUAUUUCUGAUUUUGAAAACUCUGGAUCAACUUCGACACGUCCGCGAUGAUUUAGUUCGGUUCACCAAGAUCGUGGACACCGAGAUCAAUGCCCUUGAGUCCGCUCUCGAGUUGGACCCUUCAACGACGCUGCCGACCGUGUGGGCAACGCGUGGGACGCCUUCACCGAGUCUCGGCUUUACUUUCGAAAAUUCGGUGUCGUAGGUCUUCGCCGCCUCUUUAUAUCUUUAUAAGUACUAUCGGGUACGCUGAUCGCCACGCGAACAGCCUGUCCUCGCACAAUGAGGCACAGGUGCACGCUCUGCGCCAGCUCUUGUCUCAGCUGUACCAGUUCGAGACGGCUCAAGGAGAAAGGAUCGAGCCCAGGGACGUCAUGAUAAUCAGUCCCUACAGGGACCAGAGGGCGCUGGUGGACGACAUCCUUGGAAAAAACAACAUUGGCUUCAAUGAGAAUUUGACUGUCGAUGCAGCCCAAGGAUCCGAGUCUCCCGUUGUGGUCUUCCUGAUGACAAAACCAUCCAAGGAUGCCAGGAGCGUUGGCUUUGUCGGUGACAGAAGCCGACUGAAUGUUGCUCUCAGCCGGGCGCAAAAAGUUCUGAUCGUUAUUGGGAACUUGAAGGUCUGGGACUCCCACCAGAUCAGGCUGAUCCAUCGUACCGCCGGCAAUCGGAACAAGUUCCUCUUGGAUCUGCUCAGGGACGUCACUCAGAAGUGUCAUACCCUGACCUGGCACGGCGCAUCUACUGUGGAAGAACUCGAUCCUUCCCCCCCAGACGGUCUACUUUUCGCAUGAUCGAGAUAUCCGGCGUACGUCCACGAGCGCAGUGAAUCCGGCUGUUGCAGCCGCGGCGGGGUACAGGUACAGUCGCUAACCUUUUCGGCACCCAGAGCGCGGGUCGCGUUACCCAGUGCGCUUCGUACAGCCAAGCGUCUCAGUCACUGCCGCCACGACCGCCACUGCCUGGGUUGUCUGCAGCGCCGCGACAAGACG
Messenger RNA from Aspergillus novofumigatus IBT 16806, 1136 nucleotides. Its product is annotated as C-terminal helicase domain-containing protein. Gene Ontology annotation, molecular function: 5'-3' DNA helicase activity. The record is from RefSeq and is a predicted model, not a curated record. Bases 234 to 938 code for a protein of 234 amino acids. NCBI's taxonomy places the organism in Eukaryota, Fungi, Ascomycota, Eurotiomycetes, Eurotiales, Aspergillaceae. The transcript has a single exon.